Molecule: messenger RNA, 1142 nt
Organism: Halichondria panicea
Lineage: Eukaryota; Metazoa; Porifera; Demospongiae; Suberitida; Halichondriidae
Product: tyrosine-protein phosphatase non-receptor type 11-like
Exons: 9
Coding region: 5-1003 (332 amino acids)
Molecular function (GO): phosphotyrosine residue binding
Source: RefSeq, a predicted model, not a curated record
AAAGAUGCAGUCAUCUAGUCAUAGCUCGCUUGAAUCUCUUAAAAAUAUCCACAUUAGCCCCUUUAGACCAGGAAAGCUCGUGAGAGAAAUCAGCAGCAGUGCCAAACUGGGAUCUUCAAGCUUUCCCCAUCCUGUGAAGAUACUAACAAAAGACUCAUCCACUGGUUCUCUAUUGAGUAUUUACGAUGACCAGUCGGAGUCAUCGCAGGAUACACUGAGCGACAGUGGUGUGGGUUCGACAGUCUCGACAAACAGGAGCAUAGAUGAGGACUAUUUCACAUGCUACCAAUGGUAUGUUGGCAGACUGAAUAGACUGGAGGCAGAACAAUGCUUGGAAGGCCUUAGAAACGGUACAUAUUUAGUGAGAAGAACUGUGGGGAAGACUCCUGAAUACACACACGCAAUCGCUGUGAGAUGGAACGACCAACCAUUCCAUAUUCGUCUGUACAAGAGGGACAAGUCAUUCUCAGUUGCCAACUUCCAUUGUAACAAAUUCCCCACCGUUGAGGACUUGGUGACACAUUUUCAAGACAAUAGUUUAUCAGCUAACUUUCCAGCCAUUGCAACUAAGCUGUUACACCCAUAUCAUGAGGAAAUUGGCCGAUUAGAAGACGUUUCACCGGAGCAAUACGAUGGUGGUCAGCCAUGCUUCUCUAUUGGAAUCUGUGCUGUGGACGGUAGUGUUCAACUGAUCGAACAAGAGUGGUACCAUGGAAAACUUUGUCGAGGUGAUGCUGAGAAGAUCCUCUCGAAUCAGCCUGACCAUAGCUUUCUACUUAGAGACAGUGAGAGUGUCCCUGGUGGCUACUCGCUAUCAAUAAGGGAUGGACAUUGUGGCAGCUACGUUCAUCUUCGGAUCUGUUACCAAAAAGGAGAAUACGUACUGGGACAUUAUAGCAAACCGUUUCAAACUCUACCUCAAAUGGUCGCAUACUAUUGCGAGCAUAGUCUCAAUGUCAAGGGCAUUCCAAAUUUAUCACUCAAGUAUCCUGUGUCUCGAUGACAUCACUAUCAAAGGCACACUCAUGAACAUUUGUCACUCUUCUUAAUUUCUAUCAAUCUUUUAAUUAAGUAAUCAAACUGAUUCAGAAGUUUGUUACAUUCUACCUCACAGCUAUAUAAGAAAUAUACACGACCAUUGA